Messenger RNA from Diabrotica balteata, 1614 nucleotides. NCBI's taxonomy places the organism in Eukaryota, Metazoa, Arthropoda, Insecta, Coleoptera, Chrysomelidae. The record is from the annotation of a GenBank genome assembly.
AUGGAAAAUCGUCAAGUUACCCAAUGUGUGGAAGAAUCAACCAUAAGACAAAGACUUGGUGGUCGACGAGACUCAGCCACACAAAUAUGCAGCAUAUCACCUCCAACGGAAAUUCAGGAAACGUCUCCUCCAACAACAGGACAAACAAGGAGAAGACGAAGUUCCCUAGCUCAAUUAACAGAUAUUCUACGGGAAUGGGGUGGAAGUACAAAAAAGCAACAAAAGCAAUUAUGUCGAAGAGAAACUUUGGCAGAUCUGGCGAGAAAACGAAGAGAGUCUAGUGCUGACUCCGGUAUACGAAGCAUGGGCUCGAAGUCUCGAAGGGACUCUCAUUACACAGCUAUAUCCGACUUCAGAACUGAAGUAGCUAAACUAUGGCAGCCUAAAGAAAGUACUCCCACUACCACCAUCGUAAGCCCAAGUAGUAUUAGCUACGUAGCACCUUCGAGAAGAGAUAGCGGCGAAUCCAACCGCAGCGGUCGACGGGAUUCCACUAGUCAUUCUCAUCAUGCUUCUAGACGAGGGUCGGGAGAAAGCGGGAAAAGUGGCAGGCGAGAUUCUACAACUGCAAUCACACCCCCACCACCCAAGAUUGUGGCUGCUAAAAAGAAACGAAGGGAUUCAAGGACUGUUACUGAAACACCCUAUUAUAGGCAAGAGCAAAGACCAUCAACUUCUUCCACAGCAUCAGAUUCGGCACCUCAGCAAUUUUUGGGAUUUCCAAGUAUAACUAACACCAUUACUACUUCUGACAUGGGUACACAAGGUGGUCUUCCAAUGCCUCCAACUAUUAUAACUUCCAGUGUAACACCUCCAGCAACUUCCCCUACAGUUCCUACAACUUCUGCGACUACUCCACCUCAUCCACUGUUAUCGACAAGAAGGGAUUCUACAACUCAGUGCGGGCGAUUAGGUCGAAGAGAUUCUAGAUCUCACGCAAGUCCUGAACGGAAACAUUCUCGACUGCAGCGACAAAAUACAGCGUAUGACGAGAGCUGUCUUCCUCCUGGAGGCUGGAAUCGUCGUGGCUCCCAACCACAACAGCCAGCUUUAAGUCCUGAUGUUGAUGAAAGUGGAAGAAAGGCAAGAAGGGACUCGUUAAGUCCAGAUUCUGCUUCUAGAGGAGGUAGACGAGAUUCCAGAUCGCAUCUUAGUCCUGAUCGAUCUGGAGACCGAGAUAUUAGCCCUGUCAGAAGAGGCCGAAGGACUUUAAGAAGACAAUCAACAAGUGUAGCUGCAAGAGCCCAUGGACCGCGGUCUCCGGAUUCUUCCAGCUGCUCCAGCAGAGAUCCAAGUCCUUGUAAUAGAGGACCACCACCAACACAAGAAAACUACCGACCAGCAAUCAGAAGACAAUCUACUACGGAAGAAAUCCUUAUCGCAAGAGGAUUCCGAAGACAAUCAACGACAGAGGAAAUGAUACGAUGCCGAAAUUUUCGACGCCAAAGUUCUCAGAGUGAUGACUGCCAGCGAUAUCGUGGACGCAGAGAUUCGGCUACACAGAUUAUGGAUGGUACCAUAGCUUCUAUGACUGUAGAAACUUCUAGUACGUUCUUUGAUUCUAGCACGCAAACAGAACUAGCACCGACAUUCGUUCUUAAACUUUUAAGAUAA